AGAGAGAGAGCGAGAGAGAGAGAGAGAGAGAGAGCACAGACGAGGGAGAGAGAGAGAGAGCGAGCGAGAGAGAGAGAUGUUGCACGCUGUGUCGUGAACAUUUUAGGAGCUUGUGGAAAAAACAGGACAAAAAAAAUCAAGACGAGAAGAACGAUGAAGGGGAUGUUGUUCAAUGAGGACACAUCGAGGCAGCUGAUUUUGGGGUCCACAAUGUUCAAUGCGUUUUGCUCCGUGGCAUUCUGUGCAAGAAGAAGCAGCAGAGCCGCUCACGGCUUGCACAGCUGCUGCUGCCGGCAUGUUUGCCACUUCUCGCACUGAAGAAGGUAAUUAUUAAAACAAAAAAAAAGAAAGAAAGAGAGAGUUGUUGGAUUUUUUUUCCUGCUUUCUUCUGCCAUUUACCUCUGUUUUGAUGGUGCUCAGGGCUGCUGCAUGCAUGACGAUGAUGCAUUGAAUUUUUCAUGUAAGCCUCGUUUUUCCUCAUCUUGCGACAAAUAGAAGAAGAAAAAAAUGCUUUAUUUCGACGCCAAGUGAGAGGAUGUGAGUGUCAUUGCUGCAGUACGCUGGCGAGCUCUCAGGCUCAAGGCGGGAACAACUCACCUCAGCUGAAGCUUCAGGAGCCCGUGUGCAUGUAUGUGGGCCCCAUACCCAACAGGAACACUCCUCAAAAUCUGCAAUCAAGCAUCUUCGGGUUUUCUAAACUGGACUGCUGCCCUCAUGCAUCUUGUGAGAGUGAAAACUCUAACUAGAACCUUCUGCCAGGUUUUCAUCAGUAGACAGGAGACGGAGCAGACGGCAGCUCUGCAUGUGUCAUGUUAGAGACUGGACUCUUGCCUGCACCCCCUCCCCCUGUAACUCUCAGCCAAAAUCUUUAACCUGGGCCCACUGGACGCAGACCUUAUUAGGAGGAGCUACGCCGCACAUACACACAAGCAGCACCUCUCAAUCAAUUUGACAUUUGUACCAAGUUGUGAAAAAAGGUUUCACCCCCUUAGUCAACCCCCCCGGAAACCAGGGUCAGGAUGCAGGUGUCCUUUGCCUGCACCGAGCACAACCUCAAGAGUCGCAGCGAAGACCGCCUUUGUGGCCUCCGUACCGCUCCGCCCCCAGGAGGCAGCAGUGGAGGAGUAGGAGGAGGUGGUGGAGGUGGCGGUGGUGGCAGUGGAGGUGGUAGUGGUGGUGGAUCAGGUGGAGGAGGUGGCGGAGGAGGUGGAGGAGGGAGUGGACAAGGCAGUAAUGGCAACUACAUGUCCCAAGGAUCGGUCAAGACCAGGGAGGGCCCCGGGUCCCGCCAGGGCCACGCGCACAUGAAGGAAGCCAUUGGGCGCCACACCAGUAUGAAGUACAGGAACCUCGGGAAGUCGGGGCUACGUGUUUCCUGCCUCGGGUUGGGCACCUGGGUGACGUUUGGAUCACAAAUAUCUGACGAGAUGGCGGAGAACCUGAUGACCUUAGCCUACGAGAACGGGGUCAACCUGUUUGACACCGCAGAGGUUUAUGCAUCUGGAAGAGCAGAGAUCACUCUGGGGAAUAUAAUUAAGAAAAAAGGAUGGAGACGCUCAAGUUUUGUCAUCACAACAAAGAUCUACUGGGGCGGCCAAGCAGAGACCGAGCGAGGGCUCUCCAGAAAGCACAUCAUUGAAGGUUUAAGAGGAUCCUUAUCAAGACUGCAGCUAGAUUACGUGGACAUCGUUUUUGCUAAUAGAAAUGACGUCAACAGUCCGAUGGAAGAGAUCGUGCGUGCCAUGACGUUUGUGAUAAAUCAGGGCAUGGCAAUGUACUGGGGCACCUCACGCUGGAGCGCCAUGGAGAUCAUGGAGGCCUACUCAGUGGCCCGCCAGUUCAACCUGAUACCACCUGUGUGUGAGCAGGCGGAGUACCACUACUUCCAGAGGGAUAAAGUCGAGGUGCAGCUUCCUGAGCUCUACCACAAGAUUGGUGUUGGAGCAAUGACAUGGUCUCCGCUGGCCUGUGGAUUAAUCACUGGGAAGUACAGCGACGGAGUACCAGAGUGCUCCAGAGCAGCAAUGAAGGGAUACCAGUGGCUUAGAGAGCGUGUGAACAGCGAGGAGGGGCGCAGGCAGCUGGCUAAAAUCAAGGAGCUCCACCUACUGGCAGACAGGCUGGGAUGCACUGCUGCACAGUUGGCCAUCGCCUGGUGUCUUCGUAGUGAGGGAGUCAGCUCAGUGCUUCUGGGCGUUUCAAACACAGAUCAGCUACUGGAGAACCUUGGUGCCCUCCAGAUUUUAUCCCAAAUGACCCCACAAACCGUCAGCGAGAUGGACGCCGUGCUGGGGAACAAGCCACACUUGAAGAAGGAGUCUCGCGCUUGAGCAUCUCCGAAACAAUGACGACGGGCUUUGGGAAGCACUGCUUUUUCUCUGCUGUAUACUCAACAACUUGCAUGUUCUCAGCAACAUUACGCUUCCAGAAUGAGCGCAUCGAGCACUGUGCGCAAUACAUUGUAUCAUGUAUGGAUUAAAAAAAAAAACUCAACAUAUUCACGCUCAGUGACAGUGAUAACUAUGUGCACGGUAGAGGAGGCCUAAGACUAAAGCGGCUGCUUGCAAAAAGCAAAUAUGGACUUUUGCUAAGAAAAAGAGGAAGAUGACAACAUUGUCUCGGUGCUAAAAUGCAACUUGACUGUGUUAGUGGUGCGUUCACUGCACGUGGGAGUCUCCAACCCCCUUCACUGCCCGAACUCUAGUAGCAGCAGCAGCAGUAAGAAGGGUCAAAGGUUACUAGUCAUGUGUCGAGCCCAAUAUUUGCCAUAGUGUGCAUGUGACUGGUCUGGCGCUGCUUUGCCAACUUGGGAACAGCGGAUCACUUGUGAAGCUAAAAAAAAAAAAAAAAUCACAUGCUUUUUAGAACUAGGCAGACGACUGAAUGCAUUUCAAAAGAAGUAGCUGAGAGAUGACGAGCAUUUUCAUGCAUUUUGCUCUUAUUUUAAUUAAGUAGAGCGUGGGCGUCACGAUCUUAUUUCCCAAACCCGCUGCUGUCUCAGCAGCGUCUUUUUGUUGCUCCCUCUGUCCCUAAACUGUGCGCAUGUCCCUUUAAGCGAGGAAACGCCCCCCACCCCCAAAUGUGGCAUGGCUUUAAAUGGUAAGUAGAUUUGCAGUGCCCUUGUAAGACUGGUUUUACGGUAAAUGAUGCGGUGGUUUCAACUUUGAAGAAUAGUGAAGUGACAAUUAGAGCGCAUGGACCGAUCACAUGGGGGAGAUUUAGCAAAUGUUUGUUUGUUUGUUUUUUAAAUAUGGAAGCUUUUCAUAGCUUCUAUGAUCAUCUCUCUGGGAAUUCUCUGUGUUGUCGUUCCCUAGUUUAUGAGCUUUUAAUACUGUCGGGUUUUUUUCCACGCCUUUUUUCCUUUAGUUUUGGGAGUGGGAGGAGCCACGUUGCUUUAGUCGUUUCCCAUGCGAACACCUACCACUGCUCUCUUGGGCGUGGGAGUGUUUUGAUGACAUGUUUACUUUGGCACACAAUUCAAAGUGUAUAUAUUUUGUCAGGCAGACAUGCAGCACUGUCAAUGGGUUCAUUUAGCAAACGUGAAGGACUUCCCCUCUGUUACUCUGUGAUCUGAGUGUUGCGUCCAGUGUACAUGAACUAUUCAAUCCAACCUAUGAAAAUGUAAACUUUGCCUGCAUAACUUCUAUUUUACUGUCUUGCAACGAAGGGAACGUGUGAAAAGAGGCAACAAUCCAUGCUGAAUGUACCAUGUCUGUUGCUGCGUCGAAACGGAAAGCACAUUACACGACUUAAAGGGAGCUUCUCUCUGA
Molecule: messenger RNA, 3770 nt
Organism: Dunckerocampus dactyliophorus (ringed pipefish)
Lineage: Eukaryota; Metazoa; Chordata; Actinopteri; Syngnathiformes; Syngnathidae
Product: voltage-gated potassium channel subunit beta-3
Exons: 14
Coding region: 1020-2330 (436 amino acids)
Biological process (GO): potassium ion transport; regulation of potassium ion transmembrane transport; transmembrane transport
Cellular component (GO): voltage-gated potassium channel complex; cytoplasm; membrane
Molecular function (GO): potassium channel regulator activity; voltage-gated potassium channel activity; transmembrane transporter binding
Source: RefSeq, a predicted model, not a curated record